Molecule: messenger RNA, 821 nt
Organism: Spinacia oleracea (spinach)
Lineage: Eukaryota; Viridiplantae; Streptophyta; Magnoliopsida; Caryophyllales; Amaranthaceae
Exons: 2
Coding region: 121-525 (134 amino acids)
Source: RefSeq, a predicted model, not a curated record
UAAAAUCUUUCCCUCUUGCGCAACUCUCACUUUCUCUCUCCUCCCUCUUCUUUCUUCCAACUAACACCUCUCUUUCUCUCUCCUCUCUCUGUUUUUUCUUUUGUGUAUUGAAAAACCACCAUGACAUCCUCUGUUAUGAGCUCACAAAGUGUCAUCUUGACCACCGCGAUGGCGGUUUCCGGCGCCGUAAUCUUCCUAUCUCUUACCUGUAUGAGGAAUUUACCAAUAAACCAUCAAAAUUCAGAUUCUAAACAACAAACCCAUCUUCCUAAUUCUUGUUUACGCUCUUGUUUAUCAUCUGAUGAUAAAAAUAAGAAAAGGAAGAAUAAAAGGGUGAAAUUUGCUGAUAAUGUUAAGGAUCAUAAGAGUGAAUUAACAAGAAUUAUUAGUGGGAAAAAGGAGAAGAAAGUUGAGAUUAUUGAUGAUAAAAAAAUCCCAGAAAUUCGUCGAAUGCCAGCGAAUCGAGCUGCUUUGUACCAAGGGAUUUUGAGGGAUCGAGUUCAUCAAGUUAAAUGUUCUUAUUAAUUUUAAUCCUAAUUUUAGUUUAAUUAACCCUUUUUUUUUUCCUUUUAUCUUUUUUUUUCUGGGAAGUGUUUGUGAGGUACAUAUACAGCAAAAGUAAACAGUUCAAGAUGAAAUUUGUACAGUUGAACUGUGAAUUGCAUCGUUUUAGUUUAUCCGUUUAAUUUCUCAUAAAAAAAAGUGUAUUUUCUAGAGAUUGAAAUUUGGCAGUAGAUUUACAGGUGUCUGUGAUUUUCUGCAUGCAAUGUUGUAAAAGGAGGUUGAAGAAUACAAUUUGAAUAUAGCUUCUUUACCACAUA